Messenger RNA from Salvia miltiorrhiza (redroot sage), 2393 nucleotides. RefSeq lists its product as uncharacterized. Gene Ontology annotation, molecular function: protein binding. The record is from RefSeq and is a predicted model, not a curated record. The coding region runs from base 318 to 2234 and encodes 638 amino acids. Lineage: Eukaryota; Viridiplantae; Streptophyta; Magnoliopsida; Lamiales; Lamiaceae. The transcript is spliced from 2 exons.
UCUGUUUUAUUGCUUUGAGAUACGAAUGAAUUUGUCUACUCAACCACCUUUUAUAUGAGUUUAUCAAUCACAGUUUUUUUUCCCACUAAAAGUCUUGCUGAAGAAUUAUUCUCUUAACUUUGAACGAAGAAUUUGAUCUUCGUGUUUGGUUUAAUCCGCAGAUAAUUCACGACCCUCUUCACCAAAAUAGAAAAAGAUCCGAUCUUUACAAUUACAUCUCAAAUCCCAUUAAAAAAAUUUCGAAUAAAUUCUUGGCUUUUGACUAAGGAAUUAUUCCGACCGCCAUUGCCGGAGAGUAAAGCUUUUCCGAUACACAGAUGUCUCCUCCGACAUACUUCCCUCUCCGGUGGGAGAGCACCGGCGAUCAGUGGUGGUACGCGUCUCCGAUCGACUGGGCCGCCGCCAACGGCCACUACGACUUAGUCCGCGAGCUCCUCCGGCUCGACGGCAACCACCUCAUAAAGCUGACCUCCCUCCGCCGCAUACGGCGGCUGGAGACGGUGUGGGACGACGAGGAGCAGUUCCACGACGUCGCCCGGUGCCGCUCCGAGGUGGCGAGGAGGCUGCUGACGGAGUGCGAGAUCAAGAAGGGCAGGAACUCCCUCAUCGGCGGCGGCUACGGCGGCUGGCUCCUCUACACGGCCGCCUCCGCCGGCGACGCGGGCUUCGUGCGGGAGCUGCUGGAGAGGGACCCGCUCCUCGUGUUCGGCGAGGGCGAGUACGGCGUCACGGAUAUCCUCUACGCCGCCGCGAGGAGCAAGAGCGAGGACGUUUUCAAGAUGGUGCUCGAUUUCGCCGCCGCGCCGCGGUUCGCCGGCGCCGGGGAGGACCAGGGCGGGGAGAUCCCUGCGGCUUACAGGCUGGAGAUUAUGAACAGAGCGAUCCACGCCGCCGCGAGAGGCGGCAAUCUCCGGCUGUUGAAGCAGCUCCUCCGUGAUUGCUCCGACGAUGCUUUGGCUUAUAGGGAUGUUCAGGGAGCUACCGUUUUGCACGCCGCCGCAGCCCGAGGCCAGGUCCAGGUUGUGAGAGAUCUGGCUUCAUCUUCGAGUCUAGUCGAAGCCAUGGACAAUCAAGGCAACACGGCCUUGCACGUGGCAGCUCAACGCGGCCAUCUAGCCGUGGUUGAAGCCCUCAUCCUAGCCUCACCUUCAUCCAUCACUGCCACAAACAGCAGUGGAGAGACAUUCCUCCACGCAGUCGUUGCCGGCUUCCAAACCCCCGGUUUCCGGAGGCUGGACCGGCAGAUGGCGCUGAUGAAGCACCUCCUCUCGGGGAAGCUCUUCCCCGUGGAGGAGAUCAUCAACGCCACGAACAGCCAGGGCAGAACCCCUCUACACUUGGCCAUUGCAGCCAACACUCACUCCAAUCUUGUUGAGCUGCUCAUGACUGUGAGGUCCAUUGAUGUCAACACACGCGACAAGGAUGGCGCCACGCCCCUCGAUAUCCUCAGGCAGCGGCCUCUCUCUGCCUCCUCGGAGCUGCUCACCCGACACCUCAUCUCAGCCGGAGGGAUCUUCACCUCCCAAGACUACUCGGCUAGGAGGGUGAUCGCGUCCCACAUCAAGAGGCAGAGCAUGGGGAGCAGCCCGGGGACGUCUUUCCGGAUCAGCGAUGUUGAGAUCUUCUUGUACAGCGGCUUGGAGAAUGCCUCGGAUCAUAGCUCGUGCUCGCCUGAGGUGGAGGCGCCACCUAGUGGUAGUAAGGCUGCUGCAGCUGCUGCUGCUCCGGUGAGCUCUGCAGCGCAGCGCCUCAAACGCCUCCUGCAUUGGCCUAAGAUGAGGAGCAAGAAGCUGGUGCAGGAAGAGGGGGUUCCCCUGCCUCUGCGGCAGAGAUUCUCGAAGCCGGCUUCUUCGUUGUCGAGCAAUAAACGGGCUCUCUCCGUGCGGAGCAGCCCGGCUGCUGCGAAGAAGAAGCUGGCUUCGGGGGUGGUGCACGGAGUGAUGCAGGGGGUUCCCGCGGGGUCACAUAGGUCGCGUUCAAGUUCGUUCUCGAAGCUGUCCUUCUCUUCGCAUAGCUCGUUGGAUGCUUCUCAUCAGAUCGAGCACGAGGCCUCGAAGGCGUCGUGCUCGAAUGAUGAGGGGCCGAGGAGACCGUCCACGGCCCAGAGGCAUGGUGUGGUGAAUAGGAGGAUGGUGAUGAACCAGUAUCUCUGCUUCGGUGGCCCGAGCCAGGGCGUCGAGGCGGCCCCGGAGCCGUACGAUCUGUACGAGCGCUCAGUGUUGGCCGCCGCAUGACGGCGAGAGAGAAUCAUGAGGUAGAGAAGUUGGUGAUAACUAGUUUUGUACAAAUGUUUAAAGUCGAGAGAUAUGGUUGUUUUUUGAGUUUUUUUCUUUUUAAUGAGAUGUGUUUUUCAAUCUUUUCUUGGAUCAUCAAAUUUCAUGGGGUGUUUUGCU